UAUCUUAUUUUCAGUCUAUCGAUCUAAAGACUCGAAAUGAAACGAUAAUCCUCAGCUUCAUAAAAGCAUCUCCCCUACCUCUGAUUUAUGACGGCCAAUUAAACCCUUUUCAAUUGCCUAUAUCUAUACCUACACCUAUACAUACACACACUCACACUCACACACGCCAACCUCUGUAUAUAUAGAGAGAGAAACACAAAAUUGAAGCAAAAAUAAAGGUGUCGGUGCCUUUGGAAUUAUCUUUUUCUGCGCAGGUUUUGCCGAUUUCUGUUUCGUAGAAAUCAACGUCGGAACUUUUCUCCAGAUGACAUCCCUCCUCGGAUUUUAGUUCUUUUUUUGUGGCGGAUUUCACAAUAAAUAGAUCCAUGGAGGGGAGAAGAGGCGGCGGCGGCGGCGGCGGUGGUGGUGGUGGUGGGGAAUUAGAGGCGCUGUGUAAUUGUUCGUCGACGGGAAAGAGGAAAAAUGAUCAGAGGCCUUAUAAAGGGAUACGUAUGAGGAAGUGGGGGAAGUGGGUGGCUGAGAUUCGAGAGCCGAAUAAACGGUCCAGGAUUUGGCUCGGCUCGUACUCGACUCCCGUCGCCGCCGCGAGAGCGUACGAUACCGCCGUGUACUACCUCCGUGGUCCCUCCGCCCGGCUCAAUUUCCCGGAAUUAUUGGCGUCCGACGGUGGUCCCGACGAGCUCUCCGCCGCCUCGAUUCGGAAAAAAGCGAUUGAGGUUGGGGCGAGAGUGGAUGCAGAGACGAGCUGUACGACGUCGUUAAGUACGAGCAGUACCCAUGACCACCACCAUCAUCAUCAUGCAUCCACUUCUGAAUUGAAGCCUUGUUGGUUUCAAGAAAAACCCGACUUGAAUAAAAAACCCGAACCCGAGGACCCAGAUGGAGAUUAUUGGUGAACAACUUUGGAUUUAGAGGGGCAUUUCUGUAAUUUCUUAUCUAACCGCUGGUAAUUUGGAGCAGUAAUUUUUUAUUUACCUUUGUUUUAUCUAUUUCUUUAUUGCAAUUAGAUAAAACAAAUUUUGCAUCUCAUGUUACAAGACAAUGAUGUAAAUAUAUUGCGUUGUAUUUUCUUUGAAAUUAAUAAAUUUUAU
Molecule: messenger RNA, 1091 nt
Organism: Cynara cardunculus var. scolymus (artichoke)
Lineage: Eukaryota; Viridiplantae; Streptophyta; Magnoliopsida; Asterales; Asteraceae
Product: ethylene-responsive transcription factor ERF011-like
Exons: 1
Coding region: 366-896 (176 amino acids)
Biological process (GO): regulation of DNA-templated transcription
Molecular function (GO): DNA-binding transcription factor activity; DNA binding
Source: RefSeq, a predicted model, not a curated record